Ictalurus punctatus (channel catfish) is the source of this 4574-nucleotide messenger RNA. RefSeq names its product UDP-N-acetyl-alpha-D-galactosamine:polypeptide N-acetylgalactosaminyltransferase 18b (gene galnt18b). Gene Ontology annotation, cellular component: Golgi apparatus. NCBI's taxonomy places the organism in Eukaryota, Metazoa, Chordata, Actinopteri, Siluriformes, Ictaluridae. The transcript has 11 exons. The record is from RefSeq and is a predicted model, not a curated record. Bases 348 to 2177 code for a protein of 609 amino acids.
GUGAGUGAGUGAGAGAGAGAGAGAGAGAGAGAGCGAGCGCUCGCGAUGGAAGACGCGCGCGUACAUGUCGGAACAGGAGCAGAGCAGCAGUCCGCGUGAGGGGGGGCGAAAGAAAAUAAACAUAAGGGAGGAGUAAGUAAGUAAGUAAAUAAAUAAAUAAAUACCCGUGAAAGCAAACACGUUCAGAUUAAAGCAUGCGGAUAGAGAGAAGCAGGUCACCUUGAGGAAUUGUACUUUAUUAAAAGAGCAAGGAAGAAGAAUAAGAAGGAGAAGAAGAGUGAGGCGGUUCCGCUGGUCCGCGGCGCACCGGCUGCUGAGGCGCUCGCGCUGCACGCAGGCAUGUCGGCAUGGCGUGCACCAGGAGAACCAAAACUUUAGUGUCGACGUGUGUGAUCCUCAGCGGCAUGACCAACAUUGUGUGCCUGCUCUACGUCGGAUGGGUCACUAACUACAUCGCCAGUGUGUAUAUUAAAGUCCCGGUGCCCGUCCCAGCCAGGAAGUUGGAGGGCGACAAGAAGGGCGAAACUCUGCGGAUUAUAGAGAGACUCGACCGGCUGGAAAACGUCGUGAACCAGCACAUACAAGAAACCCCGCUGAGAUCAGACAGUAAUCAGGAGGACCGAUCGUUCUCGGACUCCUCCCUCUUCAGCCACUGGGGUCAGGAUCUGAACUCCGAGAGUCGCCGGGUCGCCCUCAAGAUGUUCCAGUACUACGGUUACAACGGCUACCUCAGUGACCGCCUGCCCAUGGACCGAGCCAUCCCCGACUACAGACCUGAAGGGUGCAAGAACACGUCGUACCCCUCGGACCUGCCGCAGGUCAGCAUCGUGUUCAUCUUCGUGAACGAGGCGCUGUCCGUCAUCCUGCGCUCCAUCCAGUCGGCCAUAAACAAAACCCCCGGCCACCUCCUUAAAGAGAUCGUACUGGUGGACGAUAACAGCAGCAGCGACGACUUGAAGGAGAAGCUGCAGGACUUUGUAGAAGAGACGAACGCUAAACGUCCAGGCUUUAUAAAGAUGGUGCGGCACCACAAGCAGGAGGGUCUGAUCCGGUCCCGUGUGAGCGGCUGGAGGGUCGCGACCGCCCCCGUGGUGGCGCUGUUCGACGCCCACGUGGAGUUUAACACCGGCUGGGCCGAGCCGAUUCUCCAGCGGAUCCAGGAGGACCGGACGCGGAUCAUCUCCCCGUCGUUCGACAACAUCAAAUACGACACUUUCGAGGUGGAGGAGUAUCCGCUGUCCGCUCAGGGCUUUGACUGGGAACUGUGGUGUCGCUAUCUGAACCCCCCCAAGUCCUGGUGGAAUCUGAACAACACCACGUCUCCAAUCAGGAGUCCGGCUCUGAUCGGCUGCUUCGUCGUAGACAGGAAGUACUUCGAGGAAAUCGGACUGCUGGACGAAGGCUUGGAAAUCUAUGGGGGCGAGAAUGUGGAGCUGGGUGUCAGGGUGUGGCAGUGUGGUGGCAGCGUGGAGGUUCUGCCCUGUGCCCGUAUCGCCCACAUCGAGCGCGCCCACAAGCCAUACACCGAGGACCUGACCGCGCACGUGCGCCGUAACGCCCUGAGAGUAGCCGAGGUGUGGAUGGACGAGUUUAAGAGCCACGUCUACAUGGCCUGGAACGUUCCGCAGGAAGACUCCGGCAUAGACAUUGGCGAUAUCUCUGCGAGGAAAGCCCUGAGGAAAAGGCUGCAGUGUAAGACGUUCAGGUGGUACCUGGUGAACAUCUACCCCGAGAUGAGGAUGUACUCGGACACCAUCGCUUACGGAGUGCUGAGGAACUCUCUGAAGAGCGAGCUGUGUCUGGAUCAGGGGCCAGACACCGACAACGUCCCCAUCCUGUACCUCUGCCACGGGAUGACUCCUCAGAACGUGUACUACAGCAGCACACAGCAGUUCCACGUGGGGGUGCUCAGCCCCACCAUCGACGACGACGACAACAAGUGCCUGGUGGACGUGAACGGGCGGCCGAGGCUGAUCGAGUGCAGCUACGCCGCGGCCAAGCGCAUGAAGCUCCACUGGCUUUUCACUCAGAGAGGCUCCAUACAGAACAGGAAGUCAAAGCGAUGCCUCGAACUUGUGGAGAGCAACGAAAGCGAGUUUGGCUUCGAGCUCACCGUCCAGAAAUGCAGCGGACAGAAAUGGACUAUCACCAACCUGCUGCCUGGAAGCGCCUUGUAACGGGACGUGGAGAGAGUCGAGGACACUGGACACCUCAGAGCAGCCUGGAUAAUGAUGAGGAGACCACGAUGCACCUGGAUGUCUCUGUUUGAAGUUGACAUCAUAUGAUAAAUGUUAAACAUUUUUAUCCCUAGUUACUGUACGUGCGCAUACGGAUCAGCCACGUCUGGCAGCGUGGCCAGUGGAAUACUGGUACAUUUAUCUAAUAUUUUCCUACCGUAAGAUUAUUGUAUACCAAAUAUGAUAUAGCUAAGCCUAUUUCUAGAUGUUUUCACUCAUUGCAAGCUUUAUACCAAUUAUUAUUAUUAUUAUUAUUAUUAUUAUUAUCCGAGCUAUUUAGCAAUUAUUUAUCAAAAAUCCGCGAUCCGUAUUAAAUCCGCGAUUCCGAUCCAAUUCGAUUCGAAGAAUUUAUAUAACACUGAGCUGCUAUUCCUCUUUAUUCGCCGGUGACCAAUGAGCAUAGAGAGGUUGUACCACAUGACCUCAUACAUGAAAAAGAGAUGCAGUCAGAUUCUCAAACUGAUCUGUGUGAAUAAUAUAAUAAGCUAGCUAGGUGAUUUCCCCCAUAACUCUGAAAUCAAAAUGGACGUUUCGGGGCUUUCCGUACGAAUAGUUCAGCUUUGAGGUUAUAUAUAAGCUAGCGUGCUCCGAAUCAACGGCAAAAUCCACGUUUAGGAGAUAGACGCGUUCAAAACACAAACCCUUUCUCUACAACCAAUAGGGAUCAAGAAUUUCGAUGACAUCAUUCUGCACUUCAGCUUCUCGUCAGAUUUGAGAAUCUGAUGAGAAUCAGCCCCCCCCCCCAACCCCCCCCCCCCCCCCCCCCCCCCCCCCCGCCAUUGUUGACCAAUCGGCUAUUUUAAAAAGUGGGAGGGGCUACUCGAUACGUCCCGCCCCGACCAACCGUUUCAGCGGAAUGACGUCAUCACUUCGAGUAACGCUCUCCGCAUUUCAAGGCACUUCACGGGGACCUUAAAACGUUCCCUCUGUACAUCAUCAUCCACAAUUUAACACUUCCCCAGAUUCUGAAGAAAGGACACUGAAUCGAAUCGUAUCGCAUCGUAUCAGAUCCAGUGCCGUCGUCAGAUAUCGAAUCGCCAAGAUGGUAUCGUGCGGAAGCUUGACGUUUACGCCGCUAUGAUAUAAGCAGUCAUUGAUAUCACCGCUUUAACCGCGGUUCAACUUUGGGAGGAUGCGUUCUCCUCUUACACACUGUACUGUACAUCAAUACCAUCUUAUCAGUGAUUUUUGCUCAGGAUUUCAGCAUCCGCUGUACGGAUGUCAUCCGCUAGGGAAACGGAGCUACAACUGUCACGUACGAAUGUAUUAAAUAUACAUAUUGUUCUUUUGUUUUUUUUCAAAAAAAAAAAAUCAUGUCUAGAAAUAGGCUUGUAUUGUAUAUUAUAUUUGUUCUUUUAGGAAGAAAAAUAUCGGAUAAAUCUGCCUUUAUUACAGAUACGAUAUUCUGCCGUGGAGCCUCCACACCGUUCUACUUGGUAUCAUUUGGAUUUGUGUUGACUCGGAGGUUUUACCGAACUCACCGCAGAGAUUUUUUUUUUCCGUUGUUGUCGUUAACGCAUCCGGUCCGUAUUUGCUACCGUGUAGCAGGCUUUGGCAACCUUUCUUGCUGUAUUUCUUUCCUUCUAGUGUCUCAGGUUCGUAGGUCGAGAUUAUUUUGGAAUCGAGCUGUACAAUUUGGGGACAUGCCAAUACGUUGGAAUGUGUCCGGAUACAAAUCGACUAUUUUAUAUCUUCAUGUAAAUCUCAGUAUUUAUAUUAUAUGGAAUUAAAAAAAAGAACAGAUGGCGAGUCAAAGCACGGCUUGUUUAUUUGGUCCGAGCGUGAUGUUCAAAUCUCGCCGUGAUUAAAACACUCCCGACGGUAAUUAACAGCCGAGUAACACGUCGACGCUGGCGGGUGUGCCAGCGUGUUUACGUGUCGAGUUCUCCGAGUGUCCUGUUAUCCGGCAAGGUUCGAUGCUAAUCGGAGGUGUGCUGACGUGUUUAUAGAUCAGGAUACACACAUCUUAUACCACUGAUAGGAUGAUAUCAGGAAGUUAAGAACGCUUACUUAUCCGAAAACAACUCUUUUCCUCAGAGUGGAUGUAUUAGCUAGGUUAGUGCGUGGUACAAACCUAGCAGCGUUUUUUGAUCGUUAUUUUCUUCAGAUUUUCCUCAAAUUUUCCUAUUAAAUUACAAAGUAGAGAUGUUACAAGGGAAAAAUUAAGCUCGGAAGGCUGUAGCAGAGAUCAUCGGACCAAGUCAGGACCUGCUGUUUUGGAGACGCUCCGUCCCAGUCGUCUAGCCAUCAUAACGCUUGUCCACAACAACUUUGAGAACGAACCGUUCACUUGCUGCCUAAUAAAUGUAUCCCACCCCUUGAGAGGUGCCACUGUGA